Molecule: messenger RNA, 16923 nt
Organism: Coregonus sp. 'balchen'
Lineage: Eukaryota; Metazoa; Chordata; Actinopteri; Salmoniformes; Salmonidae
Source: the annotation of a GenBank genome assembly
CUGCAACUCUUCUAGCCAAGGUCGAAUGACGCUAGUAGGCUAGAGCUACACGAAGACGCGUGGCGACCCCGUGCUGGUGUGUGGAUUUCACUGGAGUGUGAAAACGAGGGGGGAACCCCCACCAGCGGAGCGUGAAGCCAAUGCUGCUGCCGCCGCCUCCGAGCCCAAGCAGACGUGCGCUGUCCAGCCACAGUGGUGCUGAAACGCCAGAAUCGAUCCUUCCCUCAGUGACGUAGGGAGAGAGGGGUUCGGUUAGGCUACAGGAAGAUAGAUGAAUAUUGUAAUGAUAAAACUGUACAAAGACUACACAGAAGCCAUAUAGAAAAUACAGAACUCACAAGAAAGCCAAGCACUAACAAAAAAAAGCAAGUGAAAACGUGGACGAAAGGGUCGGACUUUUCCCCGCCCUCGGCGUCACUCGAGGGGUGUGAGCAGCACGCCGUAUCCUUGCGGAACCCAGAGAAGACUCCGGGGAGAGAGAGAUUUCAGAUCUAUAAGGUACGCUCAGGUCUUUUUUGCAGAAGGAAAACAGGUGUAGGUUAGGCUACUCGUCUAAGAACGAAAUGGGCUGUGUUGGUUCCAAAACGCCAGUUGGUAAGAGUUCUUCAAUUUUGUUGUGAUCCUAAUAGCACGUCCCAGACAGCCUGAUUUCUGCAUAAAACGAAUGGUGUGAAUUUGGUGCUUGUGAAAUCUUGUGCACGGAAAAUGUAAGAGUCGUUUGUGUAUUGAACUAGACUGUAAACCUUUUUUUUAUCUUUGAGAUGAGAGAUUUCUAGAUAGACCAGAAAUCUGUUGACAAUAGUCAAUCAGUUGAGAAUAGGGAGAGAAGGGAGCUUUCUUCUGGAGGAGCUGCAGGAGAUGAGGAGGGAGUGUUCGCAUCAAGAUGCGGCGAGAGCUGAUCUCAUAGCUUUUUGGUGGGCGCGCGAGGCAGGAGAGAGUGAAGUGCUUUUCUGCUGUUAAAGGAUGCGGAGCUGAAGGUUUUAUUUUUGAAUGACAAGACUCUUCCGGCCGGCACCAUGGUUUUGACUGCAUUGACCCAGUUUAGCUGCAAGGUAAGACGGCAUAUUGCUCUUAUCUACGCUUUCUGUCUUGAUGUUAUCCGGGCUAUUCCAAGAGCUAUUCCUACAGACAUGGCUUUAUAGCCGUCAUAUAUCAUAAGAUCGUUGAUUUGACUAAGCUGUAAUUAGUCCUUUUUAAGAAAUAGGGGGCUACCCUCGUCCGGAAACGCAUAAUUUAAAUAAAAUAUAUCAGUGUGUUGGGGCAUAGGCUACAUAGCCCACAGACUGAUUUGCUGUUUCCGAGAGACAAGCUUCCUCGGUUGACACCGCAGUUGUUAUGUUCUCCGGCUGGUUGGUUACAAGAUUCCCCUGUCUGUCUGUCUGUCUCAGUGUCUGUUGCCUAGUCGAUGAAGCUCUACGUGCCUUCCAGUCUCCUCUUCACUGGUGUUUCCCACCGAUCUGUCCCUCGCUCGGUCUUGGGAAUUCAUUUGAUGGGGCCUUGCAGAAGCGAUAAAUCACACGCCCCCCACAUCCAUCCAUCAGUGCACGCAGCCAUGUAAUCACACACACACACCACAGCAAGCGAAAUACAAUACUGUUAGCAAUAUAAACAAACCAGGGAUGAUGUAUUUGAUAUGCCUGUAAAUCUGGAAGCCAGGCCCUCUAAUUGCCUAUCAAGUCAUCGCUCCUUCAGACCCUUGUUGAUGAUAAUGGCUUGUAGGCUACUGUGCUAUCAUCCUCAGAGCGCCUAUCAGCACUUGUCAGGACUGUGACAUGUCAAUGUAAUCGUAUUGUGCACAGAUGACGGAUGUCCGCGAGCCUCUCGAUACGCGCGGCGGCAGAGACACUGUUGCACAAUCUGAAGUCGAUAGCUUUUCAAUUUGCCGAUUGUAAGGAGAAGACAAUCGACAAAAAUCCUUGGCUAUGCCUAUAAGAUUACAACGCUCUAAAUCAUAUCCUUCCCCCCUAGUUUUCUCUAGGCUACAUAGGCUUUAGAAUCUUUUUAUCUUUUUUUUGUCCUAGCUAUAUAUAUAUAUAUUUUUUUUUUUACAGAUUGGUCCUCAUUGCAUUGCUCUAUGGACCAGGAACUUGCGCCUUUAUGGAAUCCUCGAGGUUGCCAUGAGACAUGAUCACAUAAGCGAUGCGGCUUUGCCUUUGAUUGAUUCAUUUGUUUGAAUAGGCCUUAUACAUUAGGCCUACAUGUUGUUUGUGUUGUGGGGCUACUACUGUGAUAAAAAAAGGUCAUAACCUGAUCCAUUUCUCAUUCCAAAGGCAAGUGAAAAUCACUGUUUACUUGGCAGAUAUUAGACAUGUAAAUAUUGGAAUUUAGCUCGGCAGUGGUGCCGGUCGGUAGGCUAUUUGUGUUUAUUGGUUUGCUAAUUCUCACCAACACGAUCCCAGCAUCAAGUCGAUUCGGUCGUCAUAGAAACGGGAACUGAGGUGUGUGUCUCUCUCUGUGUGAUCCAGGGGGGUAACAGAGGGCGCAGUGCAUGGCUCGUCUACCCCACAGCAAUCUGUGUGUGUGAGGGUUGGAAAUCAACACACAUCAAAAGGGAGCCAGCGGCCAUCGGCUCAAAUGACAAACCAACGCCUUCCAAGCCCCAUCCAUGAAUCUAAUUUACAAAACAGCGCGUGCAUCCAUCACCCCUCCGAACAAUACUUUAAUUAGUGAGCGAGCCAUGGAUUCCCAGAUACAAAACACCCCGAGGCAUUUGAUCCCAACACAUCCAAUUAAAUGGCAGAUAUUGAAUCCUCCUGGCGCGAGCAACUUGAGCUCGUGAGUGAUGAGGCCAGAUAUAUUGGGCUCAAUAUCAGAGAUGGGUGCCGGCGACUAAUCGACCGAAGAAUUGUUCUUUUCACAUGCUGUAACUAGAAACUGUUCUCUGAGAGAAGAGAAAAAGAGAAGCUAUCCUUUGACAUUAUAGACCCACUCUGAUUACUGAAAGGAAAUAUCCAGUAGAGACUGAGGUUUUUGUAAGCAACUGAUACUAAAUGGCACUUGUCAUUUAUUAUUGGCAGUUGCAUGGUUGAUUAUCUAGUCAUGUUGCACUCAUCCCCACAAGCCUACCCAUUGAAAACGGCGAUCACACAGUGCACUGUGACUAGGAGCUGUCCAAGUGCUGAAACACCUGUAGGGCAUUUCCGUGCUUCUGCUUUGCAACCUUGGUCAAUCCUUCAGAGAUUAACAAAUAGAAUCAACUACAAUCUUUAUCAUUUUUGUAUUCGAACGAGUGGUGGAAACUAUUACCUAAGUGGUACCACCAUUGUGCCAAGUUAUGACGUAAGCGUCAGUCUAUUUCUCUGAAGUGUUGUUCAAUUAGGUUUUGCGCAGUGCCAAUUCCAGCCUGAGGGAGCUGGCUGAAGGGAUGGUGGCAUUUGAGCUCGCUAGAGCACGACGUGCCCAUAGUCCUUUUCCAUGUAGGCCUAUUGGUUAGUGCCUUGGCACUCAUAAUGGAGGGCGGUUAAAGUGCAUGCAGCCAGGUGGAGAGGUGUUUAGGUGGAAAAUAAAAAGGUGUAUUUUGUCAUAAAGAGAAGUGCAUAUUAUAUUCUCUGCUUUAUUUGAUUAGCAGGGACGGUCACUGGGCCCCCUCUAAUCUACACUGACCUAUUUAUAGCUUAGAUUGUUGAAAAAAAUACAAACGACAAGAGCCUUGCCUGCAUGACGUGGCAUGACUGCAAAGUGGAUGUGCACGAGGACAGCCCCCCUCACAUAGCUCUCCGUGGUAUUUCACUUCAAGUGGACCCUGUCGUUUUUAUUACUAUUCUAAAUAGGUUUUAACUGGGGUUAAUAGUCGGCCUUAUCUAAGGGACACUACAUUGAGAUACCACGCAGGGCCCGCUGAGGAUUCUAAACGCUCCGGCUGAGUUAGCCCCCGCAGUGGCUGCUGAGUCCCUCUCGAGGCAUGGUGAUUUGCAGUUUACCUAUAAGUUCUCUCCUUUCGACGGUGGCAGUCGACGGUCCUACAGUGCGCGUGGACUGGAGCGAAGCAAACUCUGUGUCUGACCUGGCGCUCUUGGGGAACAUGCGGACCUGCUUGGCUCGCAGACUCAUUCUCCACGCACCCCUAGAGACUCUGGACCACUGCGAGGUGCUGAUUCCCACAGUUUUACCAUUUUUUUGGCUCGGUCCGCACAUAGUUACUUGACACCGCGUCCCCUGGCCCUGGCCCUGGCCCUGGCGCUCAGCUACAGCUAUCAUACACUGUGUAUUCAUGCGAGACCCUCUAUCACAGGAGAUGUUUUCACUGGAGGAAUGCUUAUUGAAUAGGCCUAUACUGUUUACUCGAUACUGCGCUGCAUGAGGUGGAACAUCAUUGUUCAUCUCUGUUAUAAUGGGUGCGUUUACAUCAUAUUCCAUUAUCCUAAAGCAGCAGUUCUGAACCGAACAUUUGUAUCACCAAUAUGUUUGUGUUUUAACUGCAGUAGCCUAUUUGGAAUAGGCCUACAAUUACAUAAACCCUCGUGUUGCUCGUUUAUAGUUUGUCUAAUACAAUGGGAUCGCCGAUAAUAGAAGUCAGUAGUAAUUCGCGAUGUGAAGCAUACAAAUAUUUUCUCAACCUUUUCUGGUUUAAUAAUUAUCUAAUUAACUAAGCCGUCAACGAGCGAUUCCGCUUUGGGUUCCUUCAUUUUGGUUUUCAUUAAAUGUUCACCAGUUAGUUUUCUAAUUAUUAUAUGAAGUCAUUCAAAGUAAUUAGCAAUUAAUUUUUAAUGCAGCUUUCAAAUGGGAAUCUCAAUGGCUCUGAAUGUAAUGCCUUUUUGCCUUGGCCUAAAUGCAAUUAAACAGCUCUACUAAGGAGAGUUGGACGGUUGGGUCGGCAGCGGCUCGGCGGCCAAUGCUGCAGUCUCAUUUACUGUGUAGGCUUCAGCGCUUCUGACUGACUGCCUGGCUUUGUACCCGGAGGUUGGCCGCAGUGCCACGUUGACAUUGGGUUGGUUUGAUUGUUCCUUUCGGAGUAGCUCUCUGUGACGAUGUAUACAUAUUAUUUACUGACCGGCACAAUUUUCUAAUGAUUAGGCUAUAUCUAAACAAUUUCAGGUAUAGGCCUAUCCAGAGGUGGAAACGAUUAUGCAAUGAACCGGCUCACAGAUUCUAUAUUCCAUUUAGUCCAUAUUAUCUCUCUAUAUUGACAGUCUUCUGCAGGCUAUGGAGAAGUAAAUAGAAGUUAGCAGGUUGCUGGAAUAAUUCACUCAAAGCUAAUGAUGAAUCCGUCUCAUCUCAUUUUAUCGAUCAGUGCGCACCAUCUGGAUCUCGCAAUGAGCCAGCGCGUGGCUGCAGGAAAGAGGAGAUGAUUAGCACCGCCAAAAUAUUCCAUUCUUGUCUCUCUCCUCUCUUCUCUCUACACGGCUCUAUUGAAUAUCUCGGAGAUGGAAUAGAAGGGCUAGGGCCAUUAUGCUUGUUUUUCCCUUGGUGACCCUUCAAGCACCGUAUCAGACCCUUGCGUGCGUGCCCAUUGCCAGACAGAAGUUCCGCGAGUGCACGCGUGUCGGCUCGACUUCUCUUCACGUUCAACAAGCAUAGACGACGCAUCUGUUUGUAGACCAGACAGUGUCGCCUCUGAAACCUAUAGAAAGCAUUUGAGUCUUUGGGCUUCCAGAGGAAUAUUUGAACGUAUAGCUGAGACGAGGAGUAAAAGACGAGGGGUUGCAGCAGAAAAUAAGCGGUGUUGUGGCCAUCCGUGGUGCAUGUGACGUAAUCUACGAAUCACGGAUCCAAGUAUCCUGAGAUAAAUUGUUCCUUGGUGAUCGGUUGCUAUAGCAAUACUCCUUUAGUGGAAACUUGAGCAACGGAGAACCGUUUUCGAAGCACACAGGCAUAGGGUCGCGAGGAGGCGAGGACAGCACACAUAAACAGCGGCGUGGCAUGUUAGAGAAGAAGGACUCGAUGUCCUAUUUUCCAUGGAAAAGCUGCUCUUCUGCGAGAAAACAAGGGGCGUUGUCACGGAUGAAGGAACACUUUAUUUCACUGAUGUAAAUGAUUUUGUAAUAAUAAUAAUAAUAAUAAUAAUAAUAUGCCAUUUAGCAGACGCUUUUAUCCAAAGCGACUUACAGUCAUGCGUGCAUACAUUUUUGUGUAUGGGUGGUCCCGGGGAUCGAACCCACUACCUUGGCGUUACAAGCGCCGUGCUCUACCAGCUGAGCUACAGAGGACCACAGCAAAGGUAGUGGGUUCGAUCCCCGGGACCACCCAUACACAAAAAUGUAUGCACGCAUGACUGUAAGUCGCUUUGGAUAAAAGCGUCUGCUAAAUGGCAUAUUAUUAUUAUUAUUAUUAUUAUUAUUAUUACAAAUUCAUUUACAUCAGUGAAAUGUGAUACAAGUGUUCCUUCAUCCGUGACAACGCCCCUUGUUUUCUCGCAGAAGAGCAGCUUUUCCAUGGAAAAUAGGACAUCGAGUCCUUCUUCUCUAACAUGCCACGCCGCUGUUUAUGUGUGCUGUCCUCGCCUGUGUGCUUCGAAAACGGUUCUCCGUUGCUCAAGUUUCCACUAGCAAAGUGUGAAUGUGGGUGUCUUUGUGCGUGUAGCCAGUGUGCGCGCGUGCGUUUGUUUUUGUGAUAUCAUGUUACAGCAUAGUCUACUUGCAGAAAUGCCUCAUAUUCAGUUUAUUCAAUUCAAAGGAACUGGAGUAGAGCUGUCCUGUGCUGAAAAGCCUGUAGUAGGGCAUUGCUGUGUCUCCCUGUAGUGAUAUGCACGUCACUCUGGCACCUGUUUUGCAAACUAUUGGGCCAUCCUAGUUUAUUUUGGCAAAUAUAACUUUAAUAUUUUCUAUAUUUAAUUAAUCUUAAAAUAAGGGAAGUAGUUGUAAAUACAUUCCUGUUCGAAGGCCAUAUGUUUGUGGGUUCUCUUAUGAAACCUGUGGCACUGCGUCUGCAGUUUUGGAGGCGACCGUGAGAAACCGGUUAGUUCAAUACACCAAGCAGAUACGCGGAAUGCCAAUUACUCAAUUAAUGUAUAGCCUACUGCCCGUGCCGGUGCUGUUGAUGUUUUCCUUUCUUUUUCUGUGUUGAGAAUGCUUCAUAGGUCUGUUGUCACUAUAGAGAGUUUAUGGUAAAGCAAUGGUUCAACAGAAACGACAGCGAAUGCCACAAGCGAGUCUGGGAUUUUAAACUGAGUAAUGGCAACUUCGGCACCUUGCUGCUCUGUCUGUUCACUAGACCGUGCCAGAUUAGCCCAUUGCUUGUCAGUAACACACCGGGCAUGUCCUCAUUCUUUUACCGAAGGGAUGUGUGUGUCCGUGUAUGUGAAGCACAAGAGUGCCAUCCUCUUCACCCGUCUGUGUGGGGAUGAAUGCCGCCGAUGCCUUCACCAUUCCGAGCUCUCAGCUCGCGUUCAGCAGGGCAGUAGAGGAAAGUGGGUGAAGAGGUAGAAGGAGGGGGUGACGGUGGUGUAAACUGCAGUGGCCCCCGGGGUCAUGUGAAACUCGAGGGCAUGUCAUAUCUCCCAGUUUUUCUUCAGUGAUCUGGGAGCUCCUCUCGCUCUCUCGUUCUCUCUCCUCUGAGGCGCUAGAGGAUUAUCACGCCUCUCAAUAGUGGUUGAUAUAAUCGCCAGCGCGGGAACAUUUUAGCUCGCGGGGCCCCUGCCUCAGGGCUGUUACUAAAUGUUCAGUAUUUAGAGCGCCCCAAAAACGGUGUCAUUGCGUUCUGCUGCUAAUGAUUCUACCGUCAUGAAUUAGCAAUGCGCAAGCUUAGCUUGACAUGGGAUCAGCUAACUGUCGACAUUAUAAACACGUGGACCAAGCUAGGCUAUAAAAAGCGAUGGGGAACAAAUGCGCAUACAAUGUCUGUGGUGUGACUUUACAGUAUGGGCAGACCGUCAGUAGCGGUGCAUGGGUAAAAUCACUUGGGAAGCCAAGCCAGAUAAAAAGCCAUAUCACAACCUAUGUGUUGUGAUAAUUGCAUUGUUUUCUCUAUAACCUGUAAAUUCACAUGCCUUGCGACCAUAAUAUAUAGGUCUAAGGCUGAGACAAGAUGACACAGUGACAGAAUCAAUUCAACCACACCUUUGUUUCAUCACAAAACCGGAGAGCAACCUCUGUCCGGUGAAGUCCACAAAGCAUAUUGCAUGUAACAGUUACAUGACCUACAGCAUGGUCAAGCAAGUUAAUAUUUCCGACAUUUUCGGACUGCUAAACAACUAUUGAUUUUGAACCACUGAGAGUUACCGCAAGUCGCAAAGAAAACAGGAGCUGCCUCCACUAUUCCAACACCAUUUCAACUUCAACAUUUCAACAUCAUCAAAUCACCUAUGUUUAGUCUAUUACAGUGACAAUUAAAAUAUAACAAAAACAAUUUAGUCCAAUCAAUGUAAGCUUAAUAUGAUGUGGUUGACCAUGGUUCUGAUUUGUGUGUGUGUGUCCAUGUUCGUAGAGAAAACAUGUUGACUCACCCUACUUGUUGAGAAACGCCAAUGCCAUCCUCCUCUCUUUCAUGUUGACGAAAUGGUCUAUGACUCUUGUCAUAGAGUACACUUUUAUUUUAAGUUGUCCUAGGCUACCUGGCUAAAAUGCUUGCUCGCUAGCCUAACUUCCUUUCAUGGGCAACGUUAGCUAGUUAACAUUAGUCUUCUACAUCUAGCUACAUAUUGAACUUUCAUCCUCUCAGUCCAGGGGCACAACAAUGUAUACAUGUAUGGUUGGAUCAGAAUCGCCUUUAUAAUCAUCAGCCAGUACAGAGAAUUAAGUAAAACCACAAGUCCAAAUGCUCGCUGGCUUCCAUUGCAUUCAAUGCUACGGGCGGCAACAAUGUCAUACUCUUUAUGACCAGACAACAUCAGACCCUGUAGAUGGCCUACACAUACAGAGACAGGGGCGCUGUUUCGCUCGCUCCGAUGCUUUCUCCGGUGAAAUACAUUCAGCCUCUUGCGAAUUGAAGGAAAAUUAUGAAAACACAGAGUGACGAAAGAUACAUUAUUUUCUAUUUUUUUCUUGGUCAAUUUUUUGGGGAUGCCUGGCUUCCCUUGGCAUCCAUGAAUACACACCACUGCAGACCUUACCAAGGGAGGAGAGUAGAGAGGAAGGACAGACCAGACCAGACCAAGGGAGUAGAGUAGAGAGGAUGGGGGUUGUUCUGUCAUUUCCUCAUAAUAAUCUUGCAAUGGCCCUUCAUAUCUUUCAUGCAGUGUGUGUGUGUCUGUGCGUGUACCUGUGUGUGUAAAAGCAAUGAAAACAGGUAUUUUCUCUGCCUUGAAAACAUGAGUGCUCUUUUAGAUCAGUUUGAAUGGAUUUCUUGGUAGUCAUAGCAUGUACAGUGCAUCUGUAUAAUAACCUACACUGCUUGUCAUCAUUAAUGUAGUGUAUGAGUCAUCCUUCACUAAUGCUUGUUUUUUCCUUCACAGGUAAAUGUUGAAGACACCGCUGAAAUGUUACCAAAAUCGAGAAGAGCACUUACCAUUCAAGAGAUUGCGGCGUUAGCCAGAUCUUCAUUACAUGGUAAAUACGAGCAUUGCGCCCGAAUGCAAACACAUGCACACGCACACAAAACAAAUCCUGCCUGCUAUACUCUUUACACUUUACAUGUAUGUGACCCUUGCCCUCUAAUCUUUGACCUCUAGGCAUCUCCCAGGCGAUGAAGGACCAUGUGACGCGGCCCACAGGCAUGGCCCAGGGCAGGGUGGCCCACCUGAUAGAGUGGAAGGGCUGGUGUAAGCCCACUGACACCCCCACAGCUCUGGAGUCUGACUUCAACAACUACUCUGACCUCACUGAGGGAGAACAGGAGGCACGCUUCGCUGCAGGUCAGUAGGCCUACCUCGUUUAUCAUUAAGAUAAUUUAGUUUUACUUUAACAGGUAAGAUGACUGAGAAUGGUUUUUACAGCAGUGACUUGAGGUAUUACAAUUUUGUGAAAUGUUCCUCUUUCUCUCUGUUUUUUGUCCCAUUCUUUCUAUACCACUCUUUUGUCCUCUGUCCCUGUCUGCCGCCCUCUUUUACUAUUUCACUCUAUUCCUCUCUCUUUUGCCUAUCUCCAUCUGUCUCUCUGUCUAUUCUCUAGGUCCCUCGUUCCCUCUCUCUCCUCAUUCCUCUUUGUCUUUCACCCCCCCUCUCUCUCCAUUCUCCCUCCCUCCCUGCAGUGCAGCCUCUCAAGGUUAAUUUGCACAGUAAGGUUCUGCUCCUGGCUAGUGACGGCGUGACUGAGCGCUUUUCUCUGUGUCCCUCCUCUCCUCUUGUUUUCCUCUCCUCUCCUCUGACCAUCACAAAAUAUGCCCCCUUUACACACAUACUGUACAGGCAUGCAAACACUUCUACCCCCUUCUGAUCCCACCAUCACAUCCAGCUGACCCCAGGGUUAUUUCUCUUGUCCUUCACUUCCUCUUACAUCAUCACUGUGCGCCUGUCCACUUUGUCAGAACCCUGGUCAGUGCUGACAUGACAUGACUCCUCAUCUACGUCACUGUCUCUGUUUGAACUUUAGCUGGGCUUGGGUGACUUUGCAGGUUGUGUGAAAAACCGUGAAUGUAAUGUACAGUUGAAGUCGGAAGUUUACAUACACUUAGGUUGCAGUCAUUAAAACUCGUUUUUCAACCACUCCACACAUUUCUUGUUACAAACUAUAGUUUUGGCAAGUCGGUUAGGACAUCUACUUUGUGCAUGACACAAGUAAUUUUUCCAACAAUUGUUCACAGACAGAUUAUUUCACUUAAUUCACUGUAUCACAAUUCCAGUGGGUCAGAAGUUUACACACACUAAGUUGACUGUGCCUUAAACAGCUUGGAAAAUUCCAGAAAAUGAUGUCAUGGCUUUAGAAGCUUCUGAUAGGCUAAUUGACAUAAUUUGAGUCAAUUGGAGGUGUACCUGUGGAUGUAUUUCAAGGCCUACCUUCAAACUCAGUGCCUCUUUGCUUGACAUCAUGCGAAAAAUCAAAAGAAAUCAGCCAAGACCUCAGUAAAGAAAUUGUAGACCUCCACCAGUCUGGUUCAUCCUUGGGAGCAAUUUCAAAAAUGCCUGAAGGUACCACGUUCAUCUGUACAAACAAUAGUACGCAAGUAUAAACAUCACGCAGCCGUCAUACGCGUUCUGUCUCCUAUAGAUUAACAUACUUUGGUGCGAAAGGUGCAAAUCAAUCCCAGAACAACAGCAAAGGACCUUGUGAAGAUGCUGGAGGAAACAGGUACGGAAGUAUCUAUAUCCACAGUAAAACGAGUCCUAUAUCGACAUAACCUGAAAGGCCGCUCAGCAGGGAAGAAGCCACUGCUCCAAAACCGCCAUACAAAAGCCAGACUACGGUUUGCAACUGCACAUGGGGACAAAGAUCGUACUUUUUGGAGAAAUGUCCUCUGGUCUGAUGAAACAAAAAUAGAACUGUUUGGCCAUAAUGACCAUCGUUAUGUUUGGAGGAAAAAGGGGGACGCUUGCAAGCCGAAGAACACCAUCCCAUCCGUGAAGCAUGGGGGUGGCAGCAUCAUGCUGUGGGGGUGCUUUGCUGCAGGAGAGACUGGUGCACUUCACAAAAUAGAUGGCAUCAUGAGGAAGGAAAAUUAUGUGGAUAUAUUGACACAACAUCUCAAGACAUCAGUCAGGAAGUUAAAGCUUGGUUGCAAAUGGGUCUUCCAAAUGGACAAUGACCCCAAGCAUACUUCCAAAGUUGUGGCAAAAUGGCUUAAGGCCAACAAAGUCAAGGUAUUGGAGUGGCCAUCACAAAGCCCUGACCUCAAUCCUAUAGAAUUUGUGGGCAGAACUGAAAAAGCGUGUUAAACAAUUUAAAGGCAAUGUUACCAAAUACUAAUUGAGUGUAUGUAAACUUUUGACCCACUGGGAAUGUGAUGAAAGAAAUAAAAGCUGAAAUAAAUAAUUCUCUCUACUAUUAUUCUGACAUUUCACAUUCUUAAAAUAAAGUGGAAUUUUUACUUGGAUUAAAUGUCAGGAAUUGUGAAAAACUGAUUUUAAAUGUAUUUGGCUAAGGUGCAUGUAAACUUCCGACUUCAACUGUAGCUGUGUAUUGGUGUAUGUAUGUGAGAGAGUGUAAAUGUAUGAAUGUUUGGUCAAAGUGAUUCGGUUUCAAUUAUGGGAGAGAGUACAAGGGUAAAUGUCUUGGAAGGUUUUUGACUAUGUAUGCACAGUAUAUGGUGUUUGUGUGUUUGCUGGCUCUCAGGAUAGAUUAAGCCAGCUGAAUGGGAGGUACCCUGGGGGUUGUGUCCAGGUGGGGUUGUCCUAUUGAUGGACCAGCCCGUGCCAACACACACAAACAUCUCUGUCUCGGCCUCUCUCUCUAACAUACACACACACACACACACACAUACACUAUCUUGGAUAGUGGUUAUCCCCUGCAGGAGUCUGGCUGUCAGCCUUGACCGAUACUUAGAGGAGCUUAUUUCACCCUUUAGACUGUGUGUGUGUGUGUGUGUGUGUGUGUGUGUGUGAGUGUGUGAGAGAGAGGGAGAGAGAGAGAGAGUGAGAGAGAGUGUGUAUAGAAGGGUGUACUUUUCAGUUUGUGUGAGCGUGUCAAAUGUUACUGUGUGUGUGUGUAUGUAUGUGCAGGUCUGGCAGGGCUGGCAGGGCUACAGGUCCAUGGGGUUACUCUGUAGAUGCCAUCAAAGUGUUCUGGGAGUGUGCUGGACUGGGAGAGGAGCCAAUCUAUGCAGGACCAUAGCAUACACAUGCUCGUGCACACACACACAUGUAUACAGAAUGGAUGUAAACCUUGUUGUGUAUAAGAUGGAGAAAGAGAAUGAGAAACAGAAACUUAAAGAAAGAGAAAGACACUAGCGGUAUGUGUCAGAGGACAGUCCUUCCUGUGUGUGAAGGCUGAGUUUAGGGCUGAGCCACAGUAGAAUAUGAAUGAGAGAAUCGAUCUCUGUGUGAAUCAACACAUGAAUACAGAACACAUGACAGAAGAGAACAGGGGAGAGGGAAAUAGAGAGUGAGAAUUUAAAUUGAAAUGGGAUGAGGAGAGAAAGAGAGAGAUGAGAUGAAAAAGAGGGAGAUUGAAAUGUAAAGGAAAAUAAAAUGAGAUGAAUGAGAAAAGGAGAGGAGCACAAGGCAUGUGGCUAAGGGAGAGAGAGGAGAAAUAAAUGAGAAGACAGGAAUGAGAAAAGAGAGGGAUUGGAUGGAAUACAAAAGAGAGGAGAGGAAUGAGGAAAGGAAGGCCUUUGAAGCAGUGGAGAGAAAGAGGUAAUUUGUGAUUGGCUACCUGGUGACAGUGAUUGGAGGUGAUUGGUCAGCUCGUCUCUGUGGAACACUGGCUCUGUCACAUGCUGAGUCACUUCAGCCACGGAGAAACCCACAGUCACCGUCUCCCCCUGUGUGUGUGUGUGUGUGUGUAAUAAAAUAAUUUGGUGGGUGUUUAUAUUUGUCCUAUUUCAUGAACAAGUGUGUAUUAAUACACGUGUUUUUUGCAUAUCCCAUCUCUCCUUGAGACACCCUCGGAGAGUGGGUUAUGCAAUUAGGGUUAAGUGCCUUAUUCAAGAGCACAUCAGCAGAUUUCUCACCUUGUCGGCGUGAGGAUUCGAACUAGCGACCAUUCAGUCACUGGCCCAACGCUAUAACCGCUAUGCUACCUGCCACCCCGCUGGGCUACCUGUCGUGUGUGACAUACAGAUCUGAGACAGAUCUCUCAUUUCUGAUUGUGUAUUUGUGUUACACAAUCACAUACCUGAGUGUGAAUUAUUUGCAGUGUUUGCAUAUACAGUGCCCGUCAAAAGUUUGGACACCUACUCAUUCCAGGGUUUUUCUUUAUUUUUACUAUUUUCUACAUUGUAGAAUAAUAGUGAAUACAUCAAAACUAUGAAAUAACACAUAUGGAAUCAUAUAGUAACCAAAUAAGUGUUAAAACAAAUCAAAAUAUAUUUUAUAUUUGAGAUUCUUCAAAGUAGCCACCCUUUGCCUUGAUGACAGCUUUGCACACUCUUGGCAUUCUCUCAACCAGCUUCAUGAGGUAGUCACCUGGAAAUCAUUUCAAUGAACAGCUGUGCCUUCUUGAAAGUUAAUUUGUGGAAUUUCUUUCCUUCAUAAUGCGUUUGAGCCAAUCAGUUGUGUUGUGACAAGGUAGGGAUGGUAUACAGAAGAUAGCCCUAUUUGGUAAAAGACCAAGUCCAUAUUAUGACAAGAACAGCUCAAAUAAGCAAAGAGAAACGACAGUCCAUCAUUACUUUAAGACAUGAAGGUCAGUCAAUCCGGAACAUUUCAAGAACUUUUAAAGUUUCUUCAAGUGCAGUCGCAAAAACCAUAAAGUGCUAUGAUGAAACUGCCUCUCAUGAGGACCACCACAUUAAAGGAAGACCCAGAAUUACCUCUGCUGCAGGAAAUAAAUUCAUUAGAAUAACUGCCCAAAUAAAUGCUUCACAGAGUUCAAGUAACACACACAUCUCAACAUCAACUGUUCAGAGGAGACUGCGUGAAUCAGGCCUUCAUGGUUAAAUUGCUGCAAAGAAACCACUACUAAAGGACACCAAUAAGACGAAGAGACUUGUUUGGGCCAAGAAACACGAGCAAUGGACAUUAGACCGGUGGAUAUCUGUCCUUUGGUCUGAUGAGUCCAAAUCUGAGAUUUUUGGUUCCAACCGUUUUGUCUUUGUGAGACGCAGAGUAGGUGAACGGAUGAUCUCUGCAUGUGUGGUUCCCACCGUGAAGCAUGGAGGAGGAGGUGUGAUAGUGUGGGGGUGCUUUGCUGGCGACACGGUCUGUGAUUUAUUUAGAAUUCAAGGCACACUUAACCAGCAUGGCUACCACAGCAUUCUGCAGCGAUACACCAUCCCAUCUGGUUUGCGCUUAGUGGGACUAUCAUUUGUUUUUCAACAGGACAAUGACCCAAAACACACCUCCACGCUGUGUAAGGGCUAUUUGACCAAGAAGGAGAGUGAUGGAGUGCUGCAUCAGAUGACCUGGCCUCCACAAUCCCCCGAUCUCAACCCAAUUGAGAUAGUUUGGGAUGAGUUGGACCUCAGAGUGAAAGAAAAGCAACCAACAAGUGCUCAGCAUAUGUGGGAACUCCUUCAAGACUGUUGGAAAAGCAUUCCUCAUGAAGCUGGUUGAGAUAAUGCCAAGAGUGUGCAAAGCUGUCAUCAAGGCAAAGGGUGGCAACUUUGAAGAUUUGUUUAACACUUUUUUGGUUACUACAUGAUUCCAUACGUGUUAUUUCAUAGUUUUGAUGUCUUCACUAUUAUUCUACAAUGUAGAAAAUAGUAAAAAUAAAGAAAAAUCCUUGAAUGAGUAGAUGUCCAAACCUUUGACUGGUACUGUAUAUCCAGGUAACAUGUCUGUAUGUUGGUAUGACCUACGACCUCUCCGGUUUAGAACCUUGCUGUGAUGUCAGUCUAUCCCUGUACUCUGUCUUCCACAGAAAGGACCUGUCAAUCAAAAAGCAUAUGCCUGCAUCAUCAUGGGCACUCAAUGACAGGGCUCAAUGUCUGACCUGUGUGUGUUUGUGUGUGUAUUGAAUGUUUGUGAAUAUGAUGUCUAACCUGUGUGUGUGUGUGUGUGUGUGUGUGUGUGUGUGUGUGUGUGUGCAGGUGUGGCUGAGCAGUUUGCCAUAGCGGAGGCUAAGCUGAGAGCCUGGUCGUCCGUGGACGGCGAUGACUCUAAUGACGACUCAUAUGAUGAGGACUUCAUUCCCGCCAAUGAGCCCACAACACAAAGCACAGGUACUGUACACACACACUCUAUCAUAAUCAGACCUCCUCCAAAACUUCUAAAGAUACCAACUUAAUUUCUCAACUUCACAAUUUGAGCCAAUGCUACCCUAUUACAACCGGAGUAUCACUGAAGAGUGCAUGGUCCUCCUUUCUCACCUUCAUUUAUUCCUCCCCUGCUUUUUACCCUCCAGGCCCUGCACGUCCUUUCUCCCCACCCCCCCCCCCCACCUCUCUCUGUCUCCUCUCUCUGUGUGGUGACGAAGCUGUCUGGAACUCUUAUUGUCCCAGUGCCCUACUUUCAUCCUCUCACAAAAAAAGUUGUUCCCCGGCGCAAUUUGAGAUCCCUCCUGCAAGUUUAAUUUGAUUCCUUUGCUGCAGACGGGGGGGUUGCUCUAUGAGUUUGUUGGCUGUGUGAGUGGACUAUAAAUGUGUGUGUAUGUUUGGUGUGUGUGCGCAUCUAUUUUGGGGACGACAAUGCUUUUAGGCUGAUUGCUUACUUCACUGCACCAAAUAUGACUGCUUUGUUUUGCUUGAUAAUGUCAUUUAUUUUCAUUUAGUAUGACGUAUUCCGUAACACUACAGUAUAUGGCUGAGAAUUUGCCCCAAAGGCACAGAUCUAGGAUCAGCUUGAAUCCUAUAACCUCCACCCUUUCCAGAUUUAGCCUGAUAAGUUAGUUUCAUUAUUUAAUGUGUCUGCUCUCAUUCCAUAACAGUAAAUUGCUCUCUCAUCAGUAGGGCUCAUAGUUUUUCAUGACUACGUGACCUGACCUCGUCAGGCAUGGUCAGACAUUAGGCAGGGUCAUUCAGCAUACUCACUGUCUCUCUUCUCCCCCCUCUCUGGCUCCAGAGGUGCCCACCUACCUGAGGGACCUUCUUCACAGUCAGGUGUGUCAGCACCUGGGUCUGCGGGGGCCGGGCUGCGAGGGGGCAGGAGGAGAGGGGGGAGACAGGCCCUCCCCCACCUCCACAGACACUCUCUGCUCCAGCCUCUACAGCCUGGAUGAGCAACACCCCUUACUGCGAGAUCUCACCCAUCACUGCGGCAACAACCACGCUAACACCGCCGAGCUGGCCGCCAAGAUCCUCUCGGCCCUGCAAGGGGGGGAGGAGCUGCUGUUGGCCCGCCUCCAGAGGGUGGGACAGGGGGUUAGAGGGGGAGGGGACUUCAACAGCCUGGGGGGUGGGAGGGGCCGGCCGGGGGGGGAGGAGUCGCCUUGCUACUCUGUGACCUACUCCGAGACCUACCUGUUGCCAGGGGAGGACGAAGAUACGCCCUGCAAAGACUAUGAGGGCAUCGUGUGCCAGGGAGAAGGAGAGCGCGAGGUGUUCCCACCUGACUAUGCCACCCACAGGAAGGUCUCAGAU